Molecule: messenger RNA, 732 nt
Organism: Heterobasidion irregulare TC 32-1
Lineage: Eukaryota; Fungi; Basidiomycota; Agaricomycetes; Russulales; Bondarzewiaceae
Exons: 6
Coding region: 1-732 (243 amino acids)
Source: RefSeq, a predicted model, not a curated record
AUGGACCUGUGGAUGAAUAACAAAGAGGAUGGAAGCAAAUCACAGCUGAACAUUGCACUGCAUUGGAUCCCAUAUCACAUGCCUAUCUCAAGUGUGCUACCUCUAGGACAUGCCUGUUUUCAAGUCAGUUUAGUUGCAAGUGAUUCAGAUGGAUCAGAGAAUGAGGACAACAUGCAACAUGCCAUAAGGCCAUGCAGCUGGGUAAUAUUGGACCUCACCAUUAGAUGGCUUGUGAAGAAGGCCAACUGGAUAGUGGGCUUGUAUUUUGUCACUGAAGAGUUGCUUGACCAGAUUACUGAUUGGUUGGCUGGCUCCGAUAAGACAAUUGAAGAGCUGGUGAAGGUACCCAAUGAAUUUUGGGAGAGUGUGCACACACAGGACAUGCUCUUGCUGGUGGACAUUGACAUUGAGACAGAAUACCCCCCCAUUGAACCUUGCAUACUCUUCCAAGCACCAGUCAAGACUUCUAUUUUUAGACAGAACUAUGGACAGGGUACUACUCUGGAGCACCUGAGGGUGUUUGAUCUCUCAUCAAGGUCAUUUAUGGUAAAUCCUGAUCAAAACAUGACACACGACCACCCCAUUGAUUUACGUAACAGCCCAAGAUACUCUGACAUAGAGGAGGCAACAUGGGUUUUUGGGAACAGUGAGCGCCUGCAGUACACUGCAACUCCCCAUAUGGCAUUGACCCCGCUUCUAUGCAAUGGGCAGGCAACUGAGCUUGGAAUUUAG